UCUAAAGGCUGGUACUACGUUCGCUUUUCAUGUUAUUUUUCGCCCAUUACUUUUAUUUCAGGACAAAAAACCUCCAAUUUCAUUCUUUUGUGUCGUUGGUUUGUGUUUGUUAGAACAUUGCUGAAACUUAAAUAAAUCGGUGAAAGUAAGGGGUGUUUAGGAAUUUAUCAUGGCCGGUUUAAAUCCUUUUGCUCAGUUUCAAAAGUCGUUCGCAAACGGCGGAGUCGAAUACAAAUACUUUGAUUUGGCCUCAAUAGAUCCAAAAUAUGAUCAAUUGCCGUAUUCUAUCCGCAUCCUUUUGGAAUCUGCCGUACGAAAUUGUGAUAACUUCCAUGUGCUUGAGAAGGAUGUACAAAGUAUACUGAGUUGGACUCCGGAUUUGAAGCAAGGUCAAAACGAUGUUGAAGUAUCUUUUAAGCCGGCUCGUGUGAUUCUACAGGAUUUCACUGGUGUACCUGCCGUUGUUGACUUUGCGGCUAUGCGCACUGCUGUAUAUGGCUUGAACGGUGAUCCGGAGAAAAUCAAUCCCAUAUGUCCUGCGGAUUUGGUUAUCGACCAUUCAGUGCAGGUGGAUUUCUCACGAACUGCCGACGCAUUGUCUAAGAAUCAAAAUUUGGAAUUCGAACGUAACAAAGAGCGUUUCACAUUCUUGAAGUGGGGUGCACGGGCUUUUAAUAACAUGUUAAUUGUUCCACCUGGAUCCGGCAUUGUUCAUCAGGUCAACUUAGAGUAUUUGGCCCGUGUGGUAUUCGAAGCAGAUGCUGAAGGUGGCAAAAUAUUGUAUCCAGAUAGUGUUGUAGGCACAGAUUCGCACACCACCAUGAUCAAUGGCUUGGGCGUAUUGGGUUGGGGAGUUGGAGGUAUUGAAGCAGAGGCUGUAAUGUUGGGUCAAUCGAUUUCUAUGUUGUUACCUGAAGUCAUUGGGUACAAGCUGGUAGGUAAAUUGGGACCGCUUGUUACAUCCACCGACUUGGUUUUGACUAUAACCAAGCAUUUACGUCAACUAGGCGUAGUCGGAAAGUUCGUGGAAUUCUAUGGUCCUGGUGUAGCUGAACUUUCGAUCGCCGAUCGAGCUACAAUUAGCAACAUGUGUCCCGAAUACGGUGCGACAGUGGGUUAUUUCCCAAUCGAUGAAAAUACUCUGAGCUAUAUGAAGCAGACAAACCGUUCGGAGAAGAAAAUCGACAUCAUUAGACAAUAUUUAAAAGCCACGCGUCAAUUGAGAGAUUACUCCAAUGAAUCACAAGAUCCCAAGUUUACCCAAAGCAUUACACUUGAUUUGAGUACUGUGGUAACUUCAGUGUCGGGACCUAAACGACCCCAUGAUCGUGUCUCUGUGUCCGAAAUGAAGAAGGACUUCCGAUCCUGUUUAGUUAGUCCCGUUGGUUUCAAAGGCUUUGCUAUUCCUUCGGAUGCCUUAGAAGCUUCUGGGCAAUUCCAAUGGGAUGAUGGAAAGAGUUAUACCAUCAAACAUGGCUCCGUCGUUAUUGCAGCCAUUACAAGUUGUACUAACACUUCAAACCCCUCCGUCAUGUUGGGCGCUGGAAUGUUGGCCAAGAAAGCCGUUGAGAAGGGUUUGAGCAUUAUGCCCUACAUCAAAACGUCCCUGUCUCCCGGUUCGGGGGUGGUUACGUACUAUCUGAAAGAAUCGGGCGUUAUACCGUACUUGGAGCAACUAGGUUUCAACAUUGUGGGUUAUGGUUGCAUGACGUGCAUUGGCAACUCUGGACCCUUGGAUGAAAAUGUGGUCAACACUAUUGAAAAGAAUGGUUUGGUUUGCUGCGGAGUCUUGUCCGGAAACCGCAACUUCGAGGGCCGCAUUCAUCCAAAUACACGUGCCAAUUAUUUGGCCAGCCCCCUUCUGGUGAUAGCUUAUGCAAUAGCUGGACGAGUAGAUAUUGAUUUCGAAACCGAACCAUUGGGUACCGAUGCAAAUGGCGAGAAUGUUUACCUUCGGGAUAUUUGGCCCACUCGUUCGGAGAUACAGGAAGUCGAGAAUAAGCAUGUGAUUCCAGCCAUGUUCCAAGAAGUUUACAGUAAAAUUGAACUUGGCUCCGAGGAUUGGCAGACAUUAGAAGUAUCAGAAGAUAAAUUAUAUCCCUGGAAUGAGGAAUCCACCUAUAUUAAACGUCCGCCCUUCUUUGAAGGAAUGACCCGUGAGCUGCCAAAGUUGAACAGCAUUAAAAGUGCUCGCUGUUUGUUGUUUUUGGGCGACAGUGUAACAACCGACCACAUUUCACCAGCUGGGUCUAUUGCACGUAACUCUCCAGCAGCUCGUUUCCUGUCGGAACGCAAGUUGACCUCCAAAGAUUUCAACUCGUACGGUUCACGUCGUGGAAAUGAUGCUAUUAUGGCACGCGGCACAUUUGCCAAUAUACGUUUGGUCAAUAAAUUAAUUACCAAGACGGGACCCCGCACCAUACACAUUCCAAGUCAAGAGGAAAUGGACAUUUUCGACUGUGCUGAAAGAUAUCGCGAAGAGGGAACCCCCUUAGUCUUGGUCGUUGGCAAGGAUUAUGGCAGUGGCUCCAGUCGCGAUUGGGCUGCCAAGGGGCCUUUCCUUCUGGGUAUUAAAGCUGUUAUUGCAGAAUCAUAUGAACGUAUUCAUCGUUCUAACCUCGUCGGAAUGGGUAUUGUCCCAUUGCAAUUUUUGCCCGGUCAAAAUGCCGAAUCUCUGAACUUAAAUGGCCGCGAGCAGUACAACAUAAACAUUCCAACUGACAACAUUAAACCGGGACAAAAGAUUCAAGUCGAGGCUGAUGGCAACGUGUUCGAAACUAUUUUACGCUUCGAUACGGAAGUUGAUAUUGAAUAUUAUCGCAAUGGUGGUAUCUUAAACUACAUGAUACGUAAAAUGCUACAUUAAGCUCUGAAAGAUAGCGGCAAUGAGGUAACAUCGAAAAACCUCUAAAUGAUUACAAAAUUAAAAUAAUUUUUGUAUGCAAAAUUAUACACAGAUUUUUUUAUGAAUUUUAAGGAUAACAUAUUAAAUAAAAAAUACUACAUUGUGGUGAUGAAUAUGGUUUAACCACCAA
Stomoxys calcitrans (stable fly) is the source of this 3035-nucleotide messenger RNA. RefSeq names its product cytoplasmic aconitate hydratase. Bases 170 to 2866 code for a protein of 898 amino acids. The record is from RefSeq and is a predicted model, not a curated record. Gene Ontology annotation, molecular function: aconitate hydratase activity; 4 iron, 4 sulfur cluster binding. Gene Ontology annotation, biological process: tricarboxylic acid cycle; citrate metabolic process. NCBI's taxonomy places the organism in Eukaryota, Metazoa, Arthropoda, Insecta, Diptera, Muscidae. The transcript is spliced from 13 exons. Gene Ontology annotation, cellular component: mitochondrion; cytosol.